Molecule: messenger RNA, 6360 nt
Organism: Dromiciops gliroides (monito del monte)
Lineage: Eukaryota; Metazoa; Chordata; Mammalia; Microbiotheria; Microbiotheriidae
Gene: KCNA2
Product: potassium voltage-gated channel subfamily A member 2
Exons: 1
Coding region: 11-1510 (499 amino acids)
Biological process (GO): potassium ion transmembrane transport; protein homooligomerization
Cellular component (GO): voltage-gated potassium channel complex; juxtaparanode region of axon; axon terminus
Molecular function (GO): protein binding; delayed rectifier potassium channel activity
Source: RefSeq, a predicted model, not a curated record
AGCCCCCAUUAUGACAGUGGCUACUGGAGACCCAGCAGAUGAAGCUGCCGCCCUCCCUGGGCACCCCCAGGACACCUACGACCCCGAAGCUGACCAUGAGUGCUGUGAGAGGGUGGUAAUCAACAUAUCCGGAUUGCGCUUUGAGACACAGCUCAAGACACUAGCCCAGUUUCCAGAGACCCUCUUAGGGGACCCUAAGAAGCGAAUGAGAUACUUUGAUCCACUCCGAAAUGAAUACUUUUUCGACAGAAACCGCCCUAGCUUUGAUGCCAUCUUAUAUUACUACCAGUCUGGGGGUCGGUUAAGGCGCCCUGUGAAUGUCCCCUUGGAUAUCUUCUCAGAAGAAAUCCGCUUUUAUGAACUGGGUGAGGAGGCAAUGGAGAUGUUCCGAGAGGAUGAAGGCUACAUCAAGGAGGAAGAGCGUCCUUUACCAGAAAAUGAGUUUCAGAGACAGGUGUGGCUUCUGUUUGAAUACCCAGAGAGCUCUGGGCCAGCUAGGAUUAUAGCUAUUGUAUCUGUCAUGGUGAUUUUGAUCUCCAUUGUGAGUUUCUGUCUUGAAACUUUGCCUAUUUUUCGGGAUGAGAAUGAAGACAUGCCUGGUGGUGGGAUUCUUUCCAUACCUACUCUAACAGCACCAUUGGGAUACCAACAGUCCACUUCCUUCACUGAUCCUUUCUUCAUUGUGGAGACACUAUGCAUCAUCUGGUUCUCCUUUGAGUUCCUAGUCAGGUUCUUUGCCUGUCCCAGCAAAGCCGGUUUCUUUACCAACAUCAUGAACAUCAUUGACAUCGUGGCCAUCAUCCCGUACUUCAUCACCCUUGGGACUGAGCUGGCAGAGAAGACAGACGACGCCCAGCAAGGCCAGCAGGCAAUGUCAUUGGCUAUCCUUCGUGUGAUCCGGUUGGUAAGAGUCUUUAGGAUUUUCAAGCUGUCCAGACACUCCAAAGGGCUCCAGAUCCUAGGUCAGACCCUCAAGGCCAGCAUGAGAGAGUUGGGCCUCCUGAUAUUCUUCUUAUUCAUCGGGGUCAUUCUCUUCUCUAGUGCUGUCUAUUUCGCAGAGGCAGAUGAGCGAGAUUCCCAGUUCCCUAGCAUCCCCGAUGCCUUCUGGUGGGCAGUCGUCUCCAUGACAACAGUAGGCUACGGAGACAUGGUCCCCACCACCAUUGGGGGAAAGAUCGUGGGUUCCCUUUGUGCAAUUGCAGGUGUCUUAACUAUUGCCUUACCAGUCCCUGUCAUAGUGUCCAAUUUCAACUACUUCUACCACCGGGAGACAGAGGGAGAGGAACAGGCUCAGUACUUGCAAGUGACCAGCUGUCCAAAGAUCCCAUCUUCCCCUGACCUAAAGAAAAGUAGGAGUGCCUCUACCAUUAGUAAGUCUGAUUACAUGGAGAUCCAGGAAGGGGUAAACAACAGCAAUGAGGACUUUAGAGAGGAAAACUUGAAAACAGCCAACUGUACCCUGGCUAACACAAACUAUGUGAAUAUUACCAAAAUGUUAACUGAUGUCUGAUUGAAACCUAUUAGCAUAUUUACAGCUCAAGUGGAACUAAUGCAGAUAUUGCGUAAUAGCCUGCAUUGUAGCUGUGUCCUAACCGCGUGUACUUGGUUCUGCAUGGAAAGCAAGACUUGUGAAGUGAUAUUUUUUAUUUCUUAAUUUUUUAAAAAUUUAGAACACAGACUAUCCUGUAUGUGGCUUUCAUGCAGACUUUCAUCACAGAUUUAGGGGUUUCCAAAGACUGAAGGUGUAGAAAGGCAGGUGCAACUCAUGAAGUCAGAAUUCAGAAAGGGACAUUCGAACCAUCUCGUGUAAGCAGCAUGAUCUACUAGUGUCAGUGUGUCAUCUCUCCCCAUGAACUGCCCUUAGCACAUGCAAGGGACUCCCCUCCCCAUCAGACUUUCUGGUCAGCCCUCCCUUCUUUCUUCCCUUUUCCUUCCCCCCCCCCUCCCCGCCUUCUCUCCUCCCUCCCCAUAGCCAGAACGGAUCCUGGCUUCACUUUUUAAAGCUCUGGUAACUAUUCCAAAUGUCAUCCCCAUGUUUUGCAUUGAAAAGAACACACAGCCGUGUGUGCAGAAUCACUUUCUGUGUCACCGGCUUGGUGAAUUGCAGUUGCCAAGUGGAGGACUGCUGAGGCUGGUUUCAUAACGGAAAAUACUGCAUUCGACUCUUUCUCUGCAGUGUCAGUGCGAGGCCCAGGGGAGGGACAGCUCGUGUGACCCAAGAUGGGCUGUUAAGACUCAAAUUUCAUGCUCGAGUCUUAGGGGAGAAACCAACCGACUAAGGAACCUCUCUGCCUGGAGGGUCACCGUUUCCUAGUUUUCAGGGUCGCCAAAGAGAACGACCGAUCCCUCCAUGACACCUGAGUUUCCCAGAGUCUCCUUUGCUAAUGUGGUAGCCUCUUGGCAUACUGAUACUGCAGUGAAACCCAACAGUGCUUCAGCACUCUGCAUGGGGAAUUGUUGCAUGAAUCUCAAUAUCUAAUACACAUGAGAUUAAUCUGUUGUGUUUUUCUUUUCAGAGUAGUCUACACACACAGUAUUCAUGCUUAUAGUAUUGAUAGAUUCGGGAUGGCACUGAGUUAGGGGACUUUUUUUAAACCAUGGGAAACCAAAAAAAAAAAAAGUCCUUAAUCGGGGAGAGGAAAAGAUAUAGCGUGAGACUCCCUGGGAAAAGGGAAGCCAGACCUUUUGUGUGCGCUCCACAGUUCUUCCAGGCAGGGGCACAGACCUCAGCUGAGCCAGGAAGGUGAAAUAGCGAGGAAAAGCCUGAGCAGAUCGUGUGGACUGCACCUUAGUCAUUAAUCUUGUUGCAAGCAGGAUUUUUACAGUUGGCCAGAGCAUUUAGUUGUGAGAGCAGGUGGAUCUGUGGAUCCAAUGUACAUAUAUCCAGUAUCCCCUUCAUGUGUUCCUCAACCUACUUACCUACCUACCUAGCUAGAGAUUAAAAAAAAUAGUUGCAUUCAAACAUAAUAUAAGCUUAUGCAAUAUUUUUGACACAGGGCAAUUUAUGCAUGUGUUCUGACUAUGUGCACUAGUGCGUGUAUAUGACUUACUACAUAUACGCGGGCAAACACACAACACACACAAAUAUAAGUAUAAAUAGUAGUUUAUAUACGUGUAUAUAUAUAUGUAAAUGUAUACUCUCUGGAGUUCAGGUUCAGAGGGCAAGGCCAUUGCUCUGUGAGCUGGGGAAAUGACUCAUGUAUGUCUAAGAGGCCUCACGAGUUCAUGUUGGAUUGAUCCUCAUUUUGGAUUGGCUCCCUCACUGGGCUAUGGUUUGCUGCCACCACCUGAGACACUCCAGCCUGUGUGGUUUCUUAGACCAUUACAAAAUGUCUUUCUGCCCUCCAUGUGCUGCAGCUCCAGUCCCCGUGGCUGAAGCUUGUCUUACUGAGUGCACAAGGGCCCAUGGCCCUCACGGUUCCCUCAAGCUGCCCCUUGGCCUAGCUCCAGGGGCAACCUUUUCAUCACCGGUCCUGAAAUCCAGCAGGACAGAAUUAACUCCAUCACCAUCUCCCCUCACCCCACCCCCACUCCUUCUCUCUUUUGGUUUUCUCCUCACCUGGCUCUGUCUACCCAGCCCCUUCCAUGGCUCUCUCCUCCCAGAGGUCUCCUGAUUGAACACCAAGGCUAACAAGGACCCAGAAACGUUGGUCUUUAACUUUACUAUCUAGAAAAGUACAAAGGUAAAUCUGGAUAACUGAAAUCUACAUGUGGUCCAUUAACAAUCUUUGGACCACCAGACUCAACCUCCAUCCCCCCAUAACUCCUUCCUCCCAUUAGACCUGCUGAAGAGGGAGCGUGGCAUAGUAGGGAGGGCAAUGGUAUUGGUGUCAGGAAGCCCUGGGCUUCAAUCCUGCCUUAGAAAAUUACUAGCUACAUGAUUCUGAGCAAGUCACUUAACUCCCCGGCAUCUCAGUUUCCUUAACUGUAAAAUUACAGGAUUAGACUUGAUAAAUCCCCUAAGUCCAUUCAGGGUCUAAAUUGAUUAUCCCAAGUGGGUUAUAUGAGUUUCUUCUUUUAUUCUUCUAUCCUUUUCCCUCUUCCACCAGCCUCUCUCUGGAGGAAGCUAAUAAGGAAUGAAAAAACCCUAGGCUUUGUGAGGAGUGGCAAGAUCAGAGCCCUAUGCCAUCCUCUAGAGCUGAAUUUGUCUAAGAUUCCCACAAAAACAACGAUAGAGCUCUGUGAGCUCCAACUUUUGUCAUAGGCUCAUCUCACUGUCUGCCAAUUGGCUCAGUACCUGUAGUUGUCCUGGGGAGGCAUUGAGACAGGCAUCUAAUGGUUAUGCACCACUUCUAUGCAUGGACUCCUGGGCACAGUCAAGGCCCACGGUGUGCUCUCAUGGACCCACACAUCUUUCAGGGGUUUGCCCAGCUCUGUGUAGUCAUCAUUAUAUGCAUCCAGUCCAUAUGAGGCUGUUCUGAAUUUAUAGGAAUUAAGAAGGGUAUGUACCAUCCUGAUCAUAGUUGAAAGGGAAACAACCCAUAUCUAUAGACUCUAGGUCAGCGCGGUAAGUAUUUUAUUACAAUAUCCUUCUAGAGAGGAGUUAAGAGCAAAGGUUUCCCUUGUGGGAUAGAAAGUCCUCUUAAAAGAAAGUCAAACUCGACCCUCUUUUCAAGAGACACAAAUACAUGCAAUAGAUACACGUGCAAAAGACACACAAUAUGACAUGCAAAGAUGGGCAAAACCCCCAGAAAAUACAUAGGACCAGACCUAUGUGGUCCUACCCACAAUCCAAAUGCACAAAUACAACACGCACAAAUAAUACACACAUGACACCCAACAUACACAGACACAACCAACACAUACCAGGAGAAUCGACAUUUCUCUGCUCAUGGAGCUAAAAAGGAUAAGCACAAACAAAAGUAGAUUCUAAAAUAAGAUUUAUCCCCUUAGCCUCAUCUGCUGCCCCCCCAAAGCCUCCUACACACACACACACACACACACACACACCUCCCAGCUACUUAGGGUUGCUUUUGUACUCCCUGAAUUCUUUCAGGUGCAUCUACUUUUACAUCUCUUGGUGACUUUCUCAACUUCAUUAUCUAUUUUUUUUCUUCUCUUCUUCCUACUUCAUCCAAUCCCAAUUUUUCCUGUCUAAGGAAAAACCUUCAUCUGUGAGUAAAGAUAGGUGAUUGGACCAUCUCUUCCAGAAGGGCUUCUGAUUGGAGCAGAGAACCUUAAAAGAUAGCGCAUAAAAUAAUUUGUUUUUCUUCCCAGAAAUCUAGGGCUCAGAGAGAGCAGGCAGUGCUUGAUGUGCAAACUUACUGUCCUACCGUACUACUUCCUCCAGAGAAUACCACCUCCCCCAGGCCACAUCUAUACCACAGUUCCAUUAAUCCAGUGGGUUUAGUUGUUGUUGGUGAUUUCUUUGUUUGUUUGGGGAAGGUGGGAUGGAGUAUAAGCAGCUUGGUGGCACAGUAGGUAGAGAGCUGGGCUGGGAAUCAGGAAGGCCUAAAUUCUAACCCUGCCUCAGACACUUAGCAGUGUGAUGCCUGGACCCAUUCCUUAGUCUCAGUCUUCGUUUUUCUCAGUAAAAAAGGAGAUCCUAAUAGUACCUACUUCUCAGGAAUGUUCCAAAAAUUAAAAAAAAUCAGAUGAAAUAAUAUAUCAGGCACUCGCAAAACACUAUACAAACGUUCGCUAAUUUUAUUGUUAUUUUUCCUGCAUUACUGGAAUCUCUAGGCUCAGUUCUAGUCUCUUUGAGGCUGCUGGCUACCGAGAAACAAGAGUCAUGGGCUGGGAGCAGCAGAAGAGGAAUACCAAGGCUGUCACUCAGGUCAUGGAUAGCCAGUUUAGAUAAAUAAGGAGAAAUGACAUUUUAUCUGGGGCAGGGGAAUAGUUAACCAACCUUCCUGAAACAACAAUUCCCCGGAUCCCAGUUAUUGAAACCAACCUGCUACUAUUGUUUAGUCACAUUGGGAUUGCUAAUGAAUUGGGCGGUUGAUAAAAAGUGGGCUCCCCUCACUCCUCAGUGCAUCCCUAGAAGGUAACUGCUGAGACGUGAGGACUUCUAGUGCUAGCCUGAGUGAAACAUAGGAAGCUAAAUUGAUUACUUUAAAAAAAUGGGGGGAGGGAGUGCUGGAUUAUGUCUUUUUGUUAAAGAUAGAUACAAGGCUGCACCUGUGAUUUCCUCUGUAUAGGAUACAAGUGGGGAAAUCCCCUCUACCAAUGUCAGUCAGAACUUUCUCUUAAGUUUACAGUCUUAAAAGAAUCACCUAGAGCACUGAGAUUUGAUCCAAGUUAAGUGACUUAGCCAGGAUCACAAAACCAGUAUGCAUCUGUUAAGGGCUAAAAUUCUAGCUAAACUGUCUAAAAUAUCUAAUGAGUGGUCGCCAAUAAAUUAUAAGCUUUAGCAAGAGU